AUGUCCACCGGCGACCUUAAACUCCGUCGCGUCCUACUCAUCCCGAGCUCCGGCAUGGGCCAUUUUAUUCCGUUUGUCCGCGUCGCCACCGCACUUUCCGACCGCGGCAUCUCUACCUCGCUCCUCGCCUUCCGCCCCACCAUCUCCAACGCGGAAUCUAGCCUCCUCUCCUCCCUCCCAUCCUCCCUCGUCCUUGACUUCCCCCUCGAACCUCUUGAUCCCUCUCUCUUCCCUUCCGCCGACCCCUUCUUCCGCCAAAUGGAAGUCGCCGCAGCCUUAAAUAUCCCUUGCUUCGUCCUUUUCAUCUCCUCUGCUUCCAUGCUCGCUCUCUGCUCAGUUUUCCACUCCCUCCCCCAUCCAACCGGAGCUGAAAUCAACAUCGCCGGUGGAGUUCUCAAGAUUCCAAAUUCCUCCCUCCCGCAGCCACUUCAUGACCCCAACCAUCUCUUCACUACCCCAACCCACUUUAAGGAGAACGGCCGGGCGCUUGCUCAGGCGAACGGUAUAAUUGUUAAUACUUUUUUCGCGAUGGAGCCUGAGACACUCGCUGCGCUCAACUCUGGCGAAGUCAUUACCGGACUCCCACCGGUCAUUGCUUUAGGUCCUUUGCUUCCAGUAAAAAAGCAGCCAUCUUUGGCCUCGCCGGCACUACGCUGGCUCGACGAACAGCCGGAGAAGUCGGUGAUGUACGUGAGCUUUGGAAGUCGUGCGGCCAUGUCGAAGGAGCAAAUCAGAGAAUUGGGGGCUGGGCUGGAGAUGAGCGGUUGCCGGUUUUUCUGGGUGGUGAAAAGCGCGAAGGUGGACAGAGAGGAGGCAGUGGAGAUCGGUGAAUUAUUGGGAGAAGGGUAUGUGAAGAGAGUGGAAGGCAGGGGAUUAGUUGUGAAGGAGUGGGUGGAGCAGGAGGUGGUUCUUGGUCAUCGUGCGGUGGCCGGAUUCUUGAGCCACUGUGGGUGGAAUUCGGUGAUGGAGGCGGCGGCGGCGGGGGUGAGGAUGCUCGCAUGGCCGAGUCUUGGAGAUCAGAGGGUGAUUGCGGCAUUGGUGGCGAGAAGUGGGCUGGGAAUAUGGCCGGCGGAGGGGGCGUGGGAGGCGGAAGGGAGAGGGUUUAAUGUAGCAGAGCAAGAUGUUUACGAACAGCAGCUCGUGAUCGUAGCAGAGCAAGAUGUUUAA
Molecule: messenger RNA, 1167 nt
Organism: Phalaenopsis equestris
Lineage: Eukaryota; Viridiplantae; Streptophyta; Magnoliopsida; Asparagales; Orchidaceae
Product: UDP-glucose:2-hydroxyflavanone C-glucosyltransferase-like
Exons: 3
Coding region: 1-1167 (388 amino acids)
Molecular function (GO): UDP-glycosyltransferase activity
Source: RefSeq, a predicted model, not a curated record